Molecule: messenger RNA, 5312 nt
Organism: Rhinopithecus roxellana (golden snub-nosed monkey)
Lineage: Eukaryota; Metazoa; Chordata; Mammalia; Primates; Cercopithecidae
Gene: TOM1L2
Product: target of myb1 like 2 membrane trafficking protein
Exons: 10
Coding region: 158-1159 (333 amino acids)
Biological process (GO): signal transduction
Cellular component (GO): membrane; endosome
Molecular function (GO): phosphatidylinositol binding; ubiquitin binding; clathrin binding
Source: RefSeq, a predicted model, not a curated record
AGAGACGCGGUAAGGGGGCGGGGCCAAGGUCCCGGCGCUCGGCGUUCCAGAGGGUGGGGAGGGGGCAAGUGUCAGUCAGGACGGGAGUCCGGCGGGUUACCGCUGAGACCUCGGUGGCAGACAGGGGGUCCGGGCCGCUGCGUGUUGUCCACCCAAGAUGGAGUUCCUCCUGGGGAACCCGUUCAGCACCCCGGUGGGGCAGUGCCUCGAAAAGGCAACAGAUGGCUCCCUGCAAAGUGAGGAUUGGACAUUGAAUAUGGAGAUCUGUGACAUCAUCAAUGAGACGGAGGAAGGGCCAAAGGAUGCCAUUCGAGCCCUGAAGAAGCGGCUCAAUGGGAACCGGAACUACAGAGAGGUGAUGCUGGCAUUAACAGUGCUGGAGACAUGUGUGAAGAACUGUGGCCACCGCUUCCACAUCCUUGUGGCCAACCGAGAUUUCAUCGACAGUGUUCUGGUCAAAAUUAUCUCUCCCAAGAACAACCCUCCCACCAUUGUACAGGACAAAGUGCUUGCUCUGAUCCAGGUAGGUUGGACCCCUUGCCCAAUUUGUUGGGACACACUCGCGGGCCCUUCAUCAGAUCUACAAUCUACAUUUUGUUCUCAUCUGCCACCCAUUUGUUUUGUUGCCACAGACUUGGGGACAGAGAGCGUCAGUGGCACCCUCAGUUCACUCCAGCAAUGUAAUCCCCGUGACAGCUUUGACAUGUUUGCCCAGACGAGAGGAAACUCCUUGGCUGAGCAGCGCAAGACGGUAACCUAUGAGGAUCCUCAGGCUGUCGGAGGACUUGCUUCUGCACUAGACAGUCGAAAACAGAGCUCAGAAGGGACUUUUCUGUCCUCGGCCCAGAAGAAAGGUAGAGGUGGGGAGUAUGACCUGGAGCCCAUAGACAGCUGGCUCAUAACCCAAGGAAUGAUCCCCGUUGCGCAGCCCUCUGUCAUGGACGACAUUGAGGUGUGGCUCAGGACCGACCUGAAGGGCGAUGACCUGGAGGAGGGUGUCACAAGUGAAGAGUUUGAUAAAUUCCUUGAAGAAAGAGCCAAAGCUGCUGAAAUGGUUCCUGACCUCCCCUCGCCCCCCAUGGAGGCUCCUGCCCCAGCCUCAAACCCUUCUGGCCGGAAGAAGCCAGAGCGGUCAGAGGAUGCCCUCUUCGCCCUGUGAGCGGCUCUGUGGUUUGCCUCCCCAGAUGGCGGGUCCCCACUCGCACCCCAUGGACACCAGGCACUGGCCACUCCUACAUCCCCAGCUCCACAUGGCCUGCACACCUGUGUCUCCAUGGAAAUGCCACCGUGUCUGCUCCCAGGCUUCCCACUAGUCAGGACCAGCUUUAGCCACCUUCUUUUCUCUGAGUGGUGGGACAGCUGCAGCCAGAGACUCCUUUCCCUCCCACUACGGGCCCCUCUGCCCAUGUUUCCUCCAAGGAAGAGUGGGCAGAGUGGCCCAGCCCCAGGCAGUGCUUCCUGAGCAGACCACCCGGACUGUCUUUCCUCCACCCACCCACGGAGAAGGAGCAGACCUGGCCCUGCCCUGUGCUCACCUCUGCCUGGCUCAGCAACCUCCUCAGGCAUUCUGCCCACCUGGGCACCUCUCUCCCCAAAGGGGCUUUGUGGCAUCUCUGGAAGAGCAGGGUGCACUGCACCCAUCUGGGGCCUGGUCUCCCUCCUUGGACUUGUCACUUUGUGACGUUUGGCUUGUCGGCACUUGAGAAGGCUCUGCUGGGUGUCCACGGAGGGUCUCUCACCUUCUUGACCCUCUCUCCAUCACUCAGCUGCCAGCGCAGGCUUCACACCCGAGCUGGCUCAGCAGCUGAGCCUGGCACCAAGGGGCCCUGCAGGCUCCCAGGGCAGGGAGAGGGCCAAGGACAAUUGGGAGGGCAGCAGGCAGCCUGCAGAUGGUGGCCAUGUGGCACGCUGCUGAGACAACACUACCAAUAAACCAAACUGCCGUGCACACACUGCAGGCUCACACCCACACACCUGGCCCUGGCUUGUGGAGGGGCUUGCAUUGGAGGCAUUGCUCUGGCUUGCCUGGGGAAGUGUCGCGGGUGUGCACAUGGGCCACACUCAAGGCUGUGGCCUGGCCUAUCGUAGCCUCGCACCUCUGCCUCCAGAGCCAGCAGUAAAGAACUUUGCAGCACGCUUGGAGGUUCCCAAUGACUGAGAGGCCUGAGCAGCACUAAGGCCCCCGCACUGCUCCCUGGCAUCGGCCUUGGCCUGCUUGCACAGACUGUCCUGACAGCCUGGCCUCCUCCCACCUCAGAGGUUCUCUGGCCACCAAUUUAUACUGUCUCCCCAAGCUGAUCCUGAAGGCAGACAGAGCAGCUAGGGCCUGGUAACAUAUACUCCCAUCCUGUGUCCUUACUGGUGUGUCCCCUGGCCAUGGGCAAGGGACUCAUGGGUUAUCCCAGGCGCUGGUCCAGCCAGACACCUCCCCCACACCUCUCACCAAGCUGCUGUUGCUCAGAAGAAGGAGAAUGCUGCAGCUGUGCACACCCCCAUGCGUCUUGGGCCCAGCUCACUGGGUCAGUCUGUUACUGUCCCCUCCAGCAUGCACUGCCUAGGUCAGCACAGGUUCCUGACCCAUGGUGUAGUUAGCCCUUCCCAUCUGGCAGGAUGGCCCAGACCACCAGCCAAGCAGGGAAAGGGGGCUGGGCUUGACAGGAGAAGAGACCAGUGACACCGUCUUUGGGGAGCAUUCAGGAUGGCGACUUCAGUUGGGAGCCAUGCUGAGCACCAACAGGAACUGUUCAGUGAAGAGCAAGUGCUGCCCAACCCAGGACCCCGUGCCAGGCUAGCAGCCCUCCAGCUUCCUCCUGAAAGGAGACCUCGGUCUGGCUGAGGGUGGGACUAGCGGGGAUGUCACACUCCAGUUCCUCAGGUUCACCCAGGGAGCUCCUCCAUGGAGCCUGGCCAGCCUGAUUCUAGCCCUGUCCCCUCUGGCAAUAUGUGCCACACCUGGCCUCUCUGCUCCCUGACGGUUGAUGAGCCCCUGCCUGUCUCCUCAAUGUUUCUCAGAGACAGACCUCCCUGAGAUCAGCUUGAAUGUCAAGACUUCUGAAGUCAGCUGGCUUCACUUGAGCUGCAGAAAAGGUGGCUGGGAUGGCCCAGGUGCACCCAGAGGCCCCAGCCCUUUGGCUGCCUUUGGGUUGUGACUUGGGUUGUCUCUGAGGCCCUGCCAGAGCUGGGCCUGCGGGUGGUGGGCGGCCGGACCUCAGGCAGUCAGUGCUCUGCAGCCUCAGCACUGUAGCCCAGACCCAGUGUCCUCGGAGGGAAGAGCCAGCAUCCCUGCCCCAUGGAACGGGGAGUCCCGAAAGAUCAGGAGCCUGGAGGCUCUGAAAGGAGCAGGGCUUCCAUAGUGCGUGAAGCUGGGAUAGGUGCCCUCCUGGGGAGCCCCCAGCAAAGCUGUUUUUCAUACCCAUGCCCAGAGCUGCCCCACCCCAGUUCCAGCUCCUGCUCUGGCUCCAGCGCCAGCUGGUUGCCAGCCAUGAUUGGAGAGGCCUGGCUGCCCCAGGGGCAGCAGGGAGUGGUGGACCUGUAUGGGCUGGCAGGAGGCCAUUGGCCAUGCUGACAAGUAUCACCUGCCUUCCUGGCCUGGAGCCACCCCUCGGGUGGCUUUCCAGUGCCUACUUGCACCUCCUGUCCAGAGGUAGCCUUCCCCACCUGUAGGCAGAGGAAGCUCUUGCUUGAGACCCGCACAGGAAGCAAGUAUAGCCCCAGUGACCUAGAGGGGCUUCCGCUCAGCCCUGGCGAGAUGUCCUGUCCUGAGGUCUCUGCUCCCAGACUCCACCAUCUGGGGAGCACAGUCCUCAGGCUGCCUGGUCCAGGAAGGAGGCGCGAUCCUGUCAGGAAACCUGGACUCUCAAGGCCCACCAGCCUCUCCGUGAGUGUUAGAAAUCACAGAUACAGUAUAUACUUAAUUACACUAAAUUAUUGCUGGGAUUCCUCAUAAGCACUAAUUAUACCUGAUUAUAGGUUAAAAUAUUUAUUUUGUCAAAAUAUUUUCUUGGGAAUGUGUUUAACCCUUUCUGUGUUCAUUGUGUGCUGAGGUGUGAAAACUAGCCAUUCCCUCCUGCCUACCGUUUUGGCCAGUGGGCAGCAGAGAAUGGCACCAUGUGCAGUUGGGCCCCCGGCACCGUGGGCCUUCGGCCCGUCUGCCACAGAGUGGCCCUGCCUGGGCAGCCUGCAGGCACUGAGCAGACCAACUGUGGCCAGGCUGAGAGAAUGACCGGCUCGCUGACCAGCGUGCAUGGGACAAGGGGCUUUGGAGCCUCAAGGGGUUGUUGGCCUGGGCUGGAGGGAAAGGUGACCAUCCAGCUGUCCUCCUGUCUUUCUGUUAGCGCUUCCACGUGAGUGAUGGUGCCUUGGUUCACUGGCCUUCCCCCACCUCCCCACCCUGCCACCUGGUGGUCUUGGGGCCUGUACUGUCACUCCAGCCCCUGGGGAGGAGAGGACCAAGCCGGGAGAGUUGGGGCAAGGGCUCUGCAUGGCCCAGGGGCAACAGAUGCUCGCAGGGCAGCUGCUGCCAAUGCCCAUGCUCCUGCCCCCGUCCUUCCCACUGCCACACCCCAUCCUGGGUCCCCGCAGACACACAUCUCUAACUCAGUCGGGACCAGCCUUCUGGAUGGCUCAGGGUAGGCCAUGGGCCCACCUGGGGCCAGGCCAGCCCCUGGGCAGCUCUGGAAGAGCAGUGUGAAGGAGCGCUUGCUUGCAGCCUGACCUCAGCCUCUGGCACUGCUGGGGUGGCCCCCAAGAGCCUCUCCACUGUCGACUGUGGGGACAUCUCACCCAUUUGGGUGACAGCCAGUCUUCCCCACCCAGAGAGAAAUGUUUCCACCCCAGAGACAUUGCUUAUCAGCCCCUGAAGUGCUUGCCUCCCCCAGUGCCCGUCACCAGCCCUUCCUAUCUGUGGGGUCCAAGACAGGCUUCCCCUGCAGCCACCAGCUGCCGGGAGCAGCCAUUAGCCUCUGAGUCAGAACUGCUUCUGUCUGUCCAUACCUCCAGGCUCUCCCGGAGAGGGGGACAGAUAUUUAUUUCCUAAAGUUUGCACUUAAUUGUGAGGAUUCUCAGGAUUGUUGGGGGCUACCUGAAAAGAGGAAUGUGUUGAAUGUUGCAUUUGCUGUCCACUCGUCCUAGAAGUUUAGUGUUCUUGUCACUAUCAUGUGUUUCUGUGGGCAGAGCUGGUUCUGGAGGGUGGGUCAGUGCACCCGAGGCUCAGAGCAUCCAUCCACCCCACUGGCCCUCCUUCCAGAUACCCUCUCUCUAGUUGGGUUCUUGCAUGUAAGAUACUCCACAAUAAAUAAGUAAUUGAACAAAUU